Molecule: messenger RNA, 2085 nt
Organism: Pseudomyrmex gracilis
Lineage: Eukaryota; Metazoa; Arthropoda; Insecta; Hymenoptera; Formicidae
Product: ELMO domain-containing protein 2
Exons: 1
Coding region: 276-1214 (312 amino acids)
Molecular function (GO): GTPase activator activity
Source: RefSeq, a predicted model, not a curated record
AAUUACUGUGCACUUGUAGCAUUUGUGUGUAUUCGCAGUAUUCGCUGGAAGUGUGCGGGGGUCGUAACGAAGUUGACAACAAGGUUAACCGGACAUUGUUUGAUGAGACUCAUAAUGAAAAUCAACCACCGGGCAUGACAACCGCCGGACAACAAGCGACGUGGUGGUGUCUGUCUUAAUUAAAAUUCACGCGCGCGUUACUCGCGUCUGAUCUCUCUGUCAAACGAGCUUUGACAGAACCGUCAACACCGUAACCCUAAGAAGGCGGGCCAAGCAUGUUCAGGUAUAUCUGGAGCGUAGUAUAUUGGUACUUCAGACCUCUGAUAAAAUGGUUUCUGCGUCGCACCACGAAGAUGUGCGAGCUCCAGAGGAUCUGCUACGGGCAACCGUCUGGGGCGCCGCGGGCGUUCGCCGUUGAGAAGUCUCUGAAGUACUCGCGCGACGCCAACAUCAGGACCCUCAUCGCGUAUCUUAACGACAUCGCGGAUCACCGAGGAAUAAAUAAAGCCACGGAGUGCAAGAUUCUGGAGGACGCCAUCAGAACCGUGCUGAUGACGAAGCAGAUCAAUCCCCAAGCGCACCCGGACUUUGCUCGAUCGUUCGGCAGGUGCGUGGAGCUGAUCUGGGGCUACCGUCAGCUGUGCGUAGAAUGCGAGGAGCUGCGCAAGACGCCAUACAGUUCGGACAAUCCAAACCACGAGCAGCUCCUGCUGAAGCUGUGGAAUCUGCUGAUGCCGUACGAGCCUCUGGAAGCGCGAGUGACCAAGCAGUGGCAGGAAAUCGGCUUCCAAGGAGACGAUCCGAAAACCGAUUUUCGCGGUAUGGGAAUCCUAGGAUUGGAGAAUCUUAUUUACUUUGCUCAAGAAUACCCCAGCACCGCCACGCACGUGUUAUCUCAUUCGAAUCAUCCGCGCUACGGCUACGGAUUCGCUAUUGUCGGUAUAAAUCUCACAAGCAUGGCUCUCAAGUUACUGAGAGACGGCAGCGCUAAGACUCACAUAUAUAAUUCCUCAAAGUCUCUGCCGACAAUUCGUGCCUUUCAUCAGUUCUACUGUUACCUGUUUUACGAAUUCGACGGGUUCUGGAUCGAGUCCAAACCCAGCAACAUGAUGGAGUUCUCGUCGAUACAGGAGAAGUUCGAGAACAGCAUCAGAAUGUCGCUGGCCAAUCCAUCGACUAUUCUUAGGAUAAAUGUGGCAGUUGACAAUAUUUAAUACAAAUAUACAAAUGCCUUCUUACACGUAAAACGCAAGACCAAAAGGGCUAUAAACAAAAUGAGUACAAGUUUCGGGCUAGAAAAGACUUAUCUUUUGAAUGUGUAUUUUCACAAUGCUAACUCUUUGUUGUGAUAUUAAAAAUUGCAUUUGUGUAUGGGUGAUUGCUAGAUAAGUUUCAAGAUUUAUCAUAGAGACUUCUGCUUGUUAGUAGUAUAAUUGAAAUUUUUAUGCCAUUUGUUCUAUUAUAAUCUUUUUUUGUUGUAAAUUUAGAUAGCUACACAAGUUUUUUUAGUUUUUGUCUCUUCGUAACUCUGUCAGUAGUUUAUAUUAAGUCUAGCUAGGCCACAUUUGCAACAAAGAAGUGCUAGAAUACAAUUGUUUUGCAAAUUUUGUAUUUAUUUAGUUGUUAAAUGUAAAAGAGUAGAUCUGCUAUAUACACACUUUAAUUUAAGUAAUUGUUGUUGAAAUCUUUAAAUAUCUUCAGUGGAUCUGCCGACGUGUACUGUAACGAAGAGUUUGAAUCUUAAAACACCGUGAAAUGUCCCUGAUGAUACUUACGUGCCUAUAUGUAUGGAUUAUCGAAAACCGAAUUACUUCUAAUUGUGUUCGCUAAACAUUUAUGUCUAUUACACAUAUUUACACAUAUUUUUAUGUGCCAUUACUGUGUAUUCAUUUUUGAACGUGGUUUCAAAACUGAAGCAUGGUUUGCAUUCUGUGGUAUGAUACUUUCGCUUUAAUAACAUACGAACGUUUAUGUUUUGUAUAAACAAAAGUAUGAGUGCAAUUAUACGGAAAAAAAACUAUCAGCUUCAAACUUUGAAAAUAUGUAAAACUAUUGACUACAUACUUUUAUGAGCAUUGUCAAAAU